Messenger RNA from Hyla sarda, 1385 nucleotides. RefSeq names its product beta-1,3-galactosyltransferase 2-like. Gene Ontology annotation, cellular component: membrane. Lineage: Eukaryota; Metazoa; Chordata; Amphibia; Anura; Hylidae. Bases 146 to 1177 code for a protein of 343 amino acids. The transcript has 2 exons. Gene Ontology annotation, molecular function: N-acetyl-beta-D-glucosaminide beta-(1,3)-galactosyltransferase activity. The record is from RefSeq and is a predicted model, not a curated record.
CUUCACAGACUGUUUGCAACAAGUUCAAGAAAUGUGCCUAGCAGGACUAUGCUAAGACUGUUCAAGUUAUAAAGUAACCAUCAAGCUUUUGUGCCUGGUCUUUAGACCAAGAGUCUCCUAGAGAUCGUGAUCUUCAGGGGACAAAAUGAAUGCCCGGAUCUUCUCAGUGAAAAUCUCCAUCUUACUUCUGCUGAUCUUUAUGUUUUUGUCUGGGUACUUAUUCUGCUACCAAAGAAAAACAGACUUCACCAGGAAGUGGAUUCCAAAUUCCGUAACAUUAGAGACAAAAACAAUACAAAGAAGAAAACCUGUGAAUAACUUGACUUACCCAGUAUUCAAGCACCCCCUGGCUCCCCCAUACCCGUACCCAUACAACUUUAUUCUCAACCAGCCAGACAAGUGCAAGAACCGGACGCCUUUCCUCGUUUUGAUGGUGCUUGUAGAGAGCCAGGACAUCAUGUCUAGACACACAAUCCGGGAAACAUGGGGUAAUGAAAGUCUUUAUGAUGUCGAUGUGGUCAGGGUCUUUCUAGUGGGACAACCUGUACAUAUUCCUGACCAGACCCAGUUGUUAUUGGAGGAAGAAAAAGAGGUCUUUGGGGACAUCAUCCAACAAGACUUCAUGGACACCUAUUAUAAUUUGACCUUGAAAACUUUAUUGGGUAUAGAAUGGGUGACCAAGUUCUGUCCUUCUGCCAGCUAUGUCAUGAAGAUAGACAACGACAUGUUUGUCAAUGUAGACUACUUAGUCCAUCAGCUUCUUCGUCCAGACUUACCUGUUCUCCAAAAUUACUUCACAGGAUUCAUAGUUUUCAAUGGUUCACCCUAUAGGGACUCCUCUUCCAAAUGGUACCUACCUAAGGAGGUCUAUCCAAAUGACACUUUCCCACCAUAUUGCGCUGGUCCUGGAUAUGUGUUUUCAGUUGACAUGGCGCAAAAAAUCUAUGAUGUGUCCCAAGACAUUAGGGUCAUCCCCAUGGAAGAUGUGUUUAUGGGGGUAUGCUUGUAUGAGCUCCGUAUCCCACCUACCGAACCACCUCCAGGUAUAUUUAAUGGCCUCAGGAUUGAUUAUGACCUUUGCACUUUUAAGAAAGUUGUGACAGUGCACAAAUACAAAAGAGAAGAGCUAAAGACUAUAUGGACAGACUUUUGGACCAAGAAAUCUCAGACCUGCUAGGAAAUGGGAUUUUUUUUAUUUCAUAGAAACUAAAAAUGGAAAGAAUGAAACCAUUUAAAAUGGAAAAAUCUCUACUACGCAUUUGAUAACUUUUUCUCGCAUUCAACUCUAGGAUGUGAUGGGCUGAUGAAGUCCUUCUUCUGAUAGGCACCCUCCUUAUUUAUGGUGCUAUGUAAUGGUUACUAUUCUCUGUGGCAAUAUAUGAACA